This is a messenger RNA of Bombina bombina (fire-bellied toad), 1083 nucleotides long. Its product is annotated as heparan sulfate glucosamine 3-O-sulfotransferase 1-like. The coding region runs from base 1 to 945 and encodes 314 amino acids. The transcript has a single exon. Gene Ontology annotation, molecular function: [heparan sulfate]-glucosamine 3-sulfotransferase activity. The record is from RefSeq and is a predicted model, not a curated record. NCBI's taxonomy places the organism in Eukaryota, Metazoa, Chordata, Amphibia, Anura, Bombinatoridae.
AUGGCCGAUCUAUUGAUAUAUGUUCUUCUUCCACUAACUCUUCACCAGGCAGCUCCAGCUGAGCACCAUUUGCUAAAAAAUGUAUCGGCUCUUGAGGCGCUUAGGUAUGAAGUAGGAGUAUUUAGUAAUGAGAGUGAAAAUUACUCAUCACAAGUCCGGCCACCUGGUACAAACCGUCGAAUACCUCAGACAAUAAUUGUAGGUGUUCGUAAAGGUGGGACAAGAGCUUUACUAGAGAUGUUGGACAUCCACCCAAAUAUUGUGGUUGCAGCAACGGAAGUGCAUUUUUUCGACUGGGAUGAAAAUUAUGUGAAAGGAAUUGAUUGGUACAGAGGUCUUAUGCCAUUUUCUUAUGAUAAUCAGAUUACAAUUGAGAAAACACCAGGUUAUUUUACAUCACCACAAGCACCUGAACGAAUUCAUGACAUGAAUAGCUCUGUUAAACUUUUACUUAUAUUGAGAGACCCCACUGAAAGAGUUAUAUCUGAUUAUACACAAGUAUAUUAUAACAGACUAGAAAACCACAAGCCUGUGCAGUCUUUUGAGGACAUAGUUAUUAAAAAUGGUGCACUUAAUACCAAAUAUAAAGCCAUCCAGAGAAGCUUGUAUGACUUGCAUAUGGAAAGAUGGCUGAAGUAUUUUAAUAUGGACCAAAUUCACAUAGUGGACGGAGAUACUUUAAUCAAAACUCCUCUUUUGGAGUUGCAGAAAGUUGAAAGGUUUCUUAAUUUGCCACCCAGAAUUGUGCCCACAAAUUUUUACUUUAAUCAAACCAAGGGAUUUUACUGUAUCCGCAGCGAUGGGAGAGAAAGAUGUUUACAUGAAUCCAAGGGGCGCCCACAUCCUGUUGUAAAUGAGACUAUUCUAGAACAACUUUAUUCAUACUUCAGAGAGCACAAUAGAAGAUUCUACAAAAUGGUGAACCAGUCAUUUGAAUGGCACUAAUGUAGCUUAACAGUAUUAAGCUUAAGAAUGCCAAGCUGUGAAUUGCCCGCUCAAGUUGCUUACACAAUCUUUUAUGGGAUUGAAUUAAAAUACUUGAAGAAAGACGCAUAUUAUUUUACAUGAUUUUAUGAUACUACU